Culex pipiens pallens (northern house mosquito) is the source of this 5325-nucleotide messenger RNA. RefSeq lists its product as uncharacterized. Gene Ontology annotation, molecular function: nucleic acid binding; zinc ion binding. Lineage: Eukaryota; Metazoa; Arthropoda; Insecta; Diptera; Culicidae. The transcript is spliced from 2 exons. The record is from RefSeq and is a predicted model, not a curated record. Gene Ontology annotation, biological process: DNA integration. Bases 1 to 5325 code for a protein of 1774 amino acids.
AUGGCACCCCGGAAGUCCUUGUUAGGACCGACGCUGAAGGCGUUGACCGUUAAAUACCAAGAGUUACAAGCAGCGCUCAAUGACAUCUUCAAAUUUGCUGAUAAAUUUAAGGCGGAAACAACCGCUUCCCAGGUGAGUGUGCGCUUGGAAAGUCUCAACAAGCUGUGGGAUGUUUUGUGCACUACCUUGGUGGAAAUCAAAUCCCACAAAGACUACAACCCUGAGGAUGACCCUACCUACAAAAAGGACCGCGAAACGUUGACUGAAGGCUACUACCGAGUAAAAUCCCUCCUACUGGACAAGCUGAAGGAACGACAGGAAGUUCCUUGUGAACCGACCCACAACGACACGAUUGUUGGGGGGACUGAUCACGCCCGUUUGCCUCAGAUCAAGCUUCCUAUGUUCAAGGGGAACAUCGACGAGUGGCUGAGUUUUCGUGACUUGUUCCUCUCACUCAUCCACUGGAAGUCUGACCUACCGGAUGUGGAAAAGUUCCACUACCUAAAGAAUUGUCUUGACGACAAACCCAAGAGGAUCAUUAGUGGACUUUCAACCACGUCGGUCAACUACAAGCUGGCAUGGGAUCGUUUGCAGAGGUACUACAACAACCACAAGGUACUUAAGCAGCGACUGGUGCAAUCGUUGUUUACCCUUCCAACCCUCGCCGAGGAAUCUGCCACCGAUCUGCAUUCCCUCGUUGACGAGUUCGAGCGUGUUCUGAACACCCUCGAUCAGGUGGUCUCACCCGUUGACUACAAGGAUCUUCUGCUGGUUAAUUUACUCGUUACGCGUCUGGAUCCUGUUACGCGUCGCGCAUGGGAGGAAGUAUCUACGGCGAAAGAUUUGGUUAGAGAUUCGCUAGGUGAUUUUGCAGAUGAUUCAAGGGAGGAAUCUGCUAACGACACGACGAAGGACACGUUGAAGGACUUGUGCGAUUUCCUAAACCGACGCAUUCGAGUUCUGGAGAGUUUGCCACCGAAAACUGUGAACAGUCGGGCUGUUCAACACCAACAACAACAGUACGUUCCCAAAUCCAAGGCAAAGAAGGUUAGCUACAGUACGGUGCAACAUGCUGGUUUUUCGUGCGUGGCUUGUAAGGACAACCACUUACUCUACCAGUGUUCUGCAUUCCAACGGUUGGCGGUGUCGGAGAGGGACGCAUUACUCAAGACGCAUUCCCUCUGUCGCAACUGCUUCAGAACUGGUCACCAAGCCAAAAACUGUACGUCCAAGUACAGUUGCAGGAACUGCAAGGGUCGACACCAUACUUUGGUAUGUUUUCAACAACAACCGGAAAGGGACAACGCGGUGACGGCACUCGCGGUUGCAGGGAGCAACAACCCUUCCAACUCCAAGGAAACCCAAGGUCCGACAACAUCCCACGUGGCAAACAUGGCAGCUACGAACCCAUCCGUAUCAGGCGCAGCAACCCAAGCUGCAUCCCAAGUGCUGUUGGCUACAGCAGUGGUCAUUGUCGAGGACGACGAUGGCAAUCGGUACCCUGCUCGCGCACUCCUCGACUCGGGGUCGGAGAGUAACUUCAUAUCAGAGCGACUGGCGCAGCUGAUGAAGGUCACGCGAGAAAAGGUGGACAUUUCCGUGCUAGGAAUCGGUCAAUCUGGCACAAAGGUUAAGCACAAGAUUCACGCAACGGUGCGGUCUCGGUUAUCCAACUUCGAGCGAGACAUGAACUUCUUGGUGCUCUCCAAGGUUACGGUCAAUCUGCCAACAACAACAAUCGCAACAAAUGGAUGGUCGAUUCCGGACGGAAUUGAAUUGGCAGAUCCAGCAUUCUUCCAGUCCAAGAAGGUGGACAUCGUCCUUGGCAUUGAAUGUUUUUUCGAGUUCUUUGAAACUGGUCGAAGAAUUCCCCUGGGAGACAAUCUACCAGCGCUGAACGAGUCGGUGUUCGGCUGGGUGGUAUCUGGUGGUCUCUCGGUUCCAUGCAACUCCACGCAGGUGAAGUGCAACGUGUCAACCUCAGAGAAGAUGGAAACUCUGAUGGCACGGUUCUGGUCGGCUGAAGACGUCGGUUUGGACGACGCGUUCUCUCCCGCUGAAAGGCGCUGCGAAGAGAGCUUCCAACACACGGUUCAACGGUUAUCCGACGGUCGGUAUUCCGUUUCCAUGCCCAAGGUCGAAGGUGGAAUCUCCAGAUUGGGCGAAUCCAAGGAAAUUGCGUUGCGACGGUUGCACGCAACCGAGCGCAGACUGGCAAGGGACGCCAAUUUGCGGAAACAGUAUACAGAUUUCAUGAACGAAUAUCUGGAACUGGGUCACAUGUCCAAGGUCGCGGAAACAACUCCAACCCAGGUCAACCGGUGUUUUCUACCGCACCAUCCGGUGGUCAAGGAGGCCAGUACCACCACCAAAUGCAGAGUUGUUUUCGACGCUUCUUGCAAAACAUCUUCUGGAGUCGCACUGAACGAUGUGUUGCUGGCAGGGCCGGUAAUCCAAGAAGAUUUGCGCUCUAUCAUUCUGCGGAGUCGGAUCAAGCCGGUUAUGCUUGUGUCUGACGUAGAGAAGAUGUUCCGUCAGAUCAUGGUCCACCCAGAGGAACGGCCAUUGCAAUCCAUUCUGUGGCGUUUUUCUCCGGACGAGGAAGUUGGCAUCUACGAGCUGAAAACCGUCACUUACGGCACCAAGCCCGCUCCAUUCCUCGCAACCAGAACGCUAAAACAACUAGCGACGGAUGAUGGACCUCGAUUUCCGCUUGCUGCACGGGCAGUCAACCAAGACACCUACAUGGAUGACGUCAUCACCGGAGCUGAGGACGUCCAGUCAGCAAUCGAACUUCGGAAGCAGCUAGACGAGAUGAUGCUACGAGGCGGUUUCAAGCUUAGGAAAUGGGCAUCAAAUCGACAGGAAGUGCUAGCUGGGAUUGCUGAGGAAAACCUAGCGAUUAGCAUGGAGGAAAUCAACCUUGACACGGACCCUGGAGUGAAAACUCUUGGUCUCACAUGGAUGCCGAAAACGGACACGCUAAAGUUCCAGUUCAACAUUCCCGAUUUGGACAAAGUGCCUGAGCUCACCAAACGCUUCAUUUUGUCAACAAUUGCCCUUCUUUUUGACCCGCUUGGACUGCUAGGACCGGUCAUCGUAACGGCCAAGAUUUUCAUGCAAUCUCUGUGGACGUUGCUGAACCCGAACGGAGAACGUUUGGAUUGGGAUGAGGCGGUACCUGAAAUGGUGGGUGAGGUCUGGAGGAGAUUUCAUUCACAGCUCGCUUUGCUCAAUGAACUUCGCAUCACUCGUUGCGUCAUCUGCCCUGAAGUGUUCAAGAUGGAAUUGCACUUCUUUUCUGACGCAUCUGAGAAGGCCUUUGGAAGCGGUGCGUAUUUGAAAAGCGAAGAUCCAAAGGGCAGGAUAUUCGUGAACUUGCUCACAUCCAAAACCAAGGUGGCACCGUUGAAGAGCCAAGCGAUGCCAAGAUUGGAACUACGCGGUGGCGUUUUGUCUGCGGAACUCUACGUGCAAAUUCUACAAUCGCUGAAGAUCAAAAUUCCAACCUUUUUCUGGGUCGACGCCAUGGUGGCCAAGAUUCAAACUCUCACGGAAGGCUGUGUCUGGGGACACGUGCCUGGAGUUGAAAACCCCGCAGAUUUCCUGUCACGUGGAGUCAUGCCAGCAGAUCUCAUCGAUUUGGUACCAUUCUGGAAGCCAGGCUGGGUGAAAAAGACGAAUGAGCAACGCCAACCACAACCGAAGAUCGUGACGACGGAAGAAGCAGAAGAAGAGCGAAGAAACACUGCGGCAUCGGUAGCUGCAGCAACUACGGCUGAGUUCAACGUUUGGUUCAUCUCUCACUUCUCUUCGUAUCCCGAUCUGGUCAGGCGUACGGCGUAUUGGCUACGCUUGAAGGAUUUACUUCACUUGCCCAAGGAAAAGCGGUUCAAAUCGGACUUGUUGACGGUUGCGGAGCUGAAAGAAGCAGAGUUCGCAUUAAUAAGGCUCGUUCAGAAGCAAGUUUUCGCUGAUGAAUGGAACAAACUAACCAAGGGAAAACCAGUUGCGAACAGUUCACCACUGCGGUGGUUCAACCCGUACAUUUCCGAUGAACAGCUCAUUAGAGUGGGAGGACGCUUACGUCAUUCAUUGGAAUCCGAGGACACGAAACAUCCCAUCGUACUUCCGGCUAGGCAUCAACUCACACGACUUCUUUUCCGACAUUUCCACGAGAAAUUGCUUCACGCUGGUCCACAGCUGGUGUUGGGAGUCGUUCGAUUACGCUUUUGGCCACUUGGGGGCAGAAGUGUGAUCAGAGAGGUGAUCCAUCACUGCAAGGAGUGUUUCCGGUCGAAACCCGUGGCUGUUCAGCAGUUCAUGGGAGAAUUGCCUUCUGCUCGGGUUACCACCUCGCGACCGUUCGCGCGGACAGGUGUGGACUACUUUGGACCACUUUAUGUGCGCCCAGCCCCAAGACGACCUGCAGUUAAGGUUUACGUGGCACUCUUUAUCUGCCUCUGCACCAAGGCUGUCCAUUUGGAAUUGGUAACAGACCUAUCCACAGAGCGUUUCAUCCAGGCACUUCGACGAUUCGUAGCCAGGCGGGGAAUCUGUGACGACAUUUAUUCCGAUAACGGAACGAACUUCGUUGGCGCUCGUAAUAAAAUGGUUGAACUCCUGUUACUGCUCAAGGACCGUAAACAUCGCGACAUCGUCUCCAAGGAAUGCUCAAAUCAGGGGAUCAAGUGGCACUUCAAUCCGCCCAGCGCACCACACUUCGGAGGCCUCUGGGAGGCCGCGGUACGAUCUACAAAAAAGCUUUUAUUAAAAACAAUCGGCGAAACACCCGUUACCGCAGAGGAUCUCAACACGUUGCUGGUCCAGGUGGAAGGCUGCCUCAACUCUAGGCCGCUAACUCCGAUGUCCGAUGACCCUAAUGACCUGGAACCAUUAACACCGGCACAUUUUCUCGUGCAGUCAUCGCUGCAAACAGUUCCCGAUGCUGAUUUAUCAGCAAUUCCGAUGAACCGGCUAAACAAAUUCCAGACGAUGCAGCGCAUGCUGCAAGAUUUCUGGACUCGAUGGCGGAGGGAGUAUUUGUGCCAGCUACAGGGACGGGUCAAGCGCUGGAAACCACCAAUACAGAUCGAGGCUGGUAAGCUUGUGGUCAUCAAAGACGAGAACUCACCACCAAUGCGAUGGAAGAUGGGAAGAAUUUUCGAGGUACACCCAGGCGAAGACGGAGUGGUUAGGGUAGUAACGCUGAAAACCGCCGACGGCUAUCUCAAACGUCCGGUGGAGAAACUGUGCAUACUGCCACUUCCGGAGUACAGCGACGCCAUGGAAUCAACGGAUGCAGAUCUUCAAACCCAAUCCUAA